UUUACGUUGUUGAUUGAAGAAGAUAGCGGUUUUAGACCAGAGUUGGGGAGUUUAAUGAUGGCGUCGUGCGAAUUUUGUAACAAUAAACCUGCAGUUUUGUACUGCAGGGCUGACUGGGCGAAGCUUUGUUUGUUGUGUGAUCACCAAGUUCACUCAGCAAAUGUUCUUUCUUUGAAACACUUACGUUCACAGAUUUGUGGCAAUUGUAGAGCUGAGCCGGUUUCGGUUUGCUGUUUCACUGAAAAUCUUAAGCUUUGCCAAGAUUGUGACACCGACUCACACAGGGAUCCCUCCGGGUCGUCGCUGCACGAACGGUGUUCAGUUGAAGGGUUCUCUGGUUGUCCACCGGUGACUGGGAUGGCAGCAUUAUUUGGGUUUCAAUUGACGGCCAAGAGUUUAGAGAAUUUGUGUUCUGGGUUUGGUGUUUCUGAGCCAAAAAGGUUGAAUUCGGAGGAUCUUUUGGCACCGAAACAGAUUUGCUCAGCUUUUAUGAGGUGUGAAGAGUAUAAUCGAGAUGUUUGCGAGCAGUUGGUGGAGAUGUAUCGGAGGGAGAAUGGAGAUGGAGCUGAAUUAGAGCCAGGGACGCCACCAAAUGGAGGUGAUCAACAGAUGGAAAAUAUGGAUGAGGAAGAAUUGCUAUGUCAGCAAACUACAUUUACAUCUCUGUUAAAUUUGGCUCCAAAUGUGGACUUGAGAAAGUAUUACGGCAUUGUCCCUGAAAAUGAUCUUAUCUGGGAUUGUAAUCCCAAAUAUCAAGCGGCUCAGGAUCUCUCAAAUCAGCCAUUGUCGUGCCACACACCAACGACAGAAGAAAGCAAUAAUACACCCCCAAUUGGGCAAUCGAUAUCAACAGAAUUAAGGGCAGUUGAAUCCGAAACAUGGGAUAGUACCCGACUUGUCCACAUCCUUCAUAACCCUUUUCUGGCAGGCAGUGAAGCUGUAAAAGAGGCAAAAUCUAGGGUUGACACGGACCUGUUGGCCCAGAACAGAGGCAUUGCCAUGUUACGCUAUAAGGAAAAGAAGAAAUAUCGAAGAUACGAUAAUCACAUCCGUUAUGAGUCGAGGGAGGCGAAGGCCGAUAGGAGAAAGCGAGUGAAAGGUCGGUUCGCCAAGGCAGGCGAAGCUACUGCUAUUGAAAUGUGAUCGUUUGAUGUUUCCGAUUGUUGCCGAGCUUAUUUUAAGUUCAAUGUCUCUGGACUCUCAACUCUUCCACAAGUUCAAAUAAGAAGUGCGGUGAGUGGUGUUUCAUUCCACCUUCCAAGAGGAUUAAAUGAAGUCGAAAUAUGUCUAUGGAACUGAA
Molecule: messenger RNA, 1300 nt
Organism: Mangifera indica (mango)
Lineage: Eukaryota; Viridiplantae; Streptophyta; Magnoliopsida; Sapindales; Anacardiaceae
Product: zinc finger protein CONSTANS-LIKE 15-like
Exons: 3
Coding region: 55-1143 (362 amino acids)
Molecular function (GO): protein binding; zinc ion binding
Source: RefSeq, a predicted model, not a curated record